AAGCAUUGAAGUUGAAUGGUAGAUGGACAUAGGAAGAAAGGAAGGUGCACCAAACAGCAAAACAUAGAUCAGACUUUGUUGAAAGACUUCAACACCAAUAGUGCACUCUUUCCUCAAUCAUCUUCUCCAACUCAGUCAUGGAUCCACCUCCCCCGCCUGAAGCUCCAUUGCUCCCGCCAGCUCCACCUCCACCAAACGGAGGUUCAGGCGGCCUGUUUGAUUCUUGCUUGUGGUUCCUCUGCUGUUGUGGCUUGUUUGCUAGUUGCUGUCCACCUUUGUUUGAGCCAGGACCUCCACCACCAAUGUGAUGCAGAUUUUCCCUUCUAUUUGUCACCAUUUCUUUUGGGGUUUGAAUGUGUAUGUGUGUAUGUGUAUGAGAGAGAGAUAGAGAGAGAGAGGCUGGGCGAUUUACCUUGAUGACUGUGUAAUGGAUGUUUUUCUUUAUUCAUUAUGUUGGAGGUAUUCCUGAAUGCCUUCACUGUUACAUUAAUAUUUUCGACUCGGGAGUCAGGAGGAGCUAACUUUGUUUUCUCCUAUCAAUCCCUUGUGUAUUUGUGUUUUCAACUUUUAUAUGUAUGUCUAGUGGCUUAAGUUGGUGAUUAUCGCAGAUUGAUACUGUUAUUCUCUUGUA
This is a messenger RNA of Nelumbo nucifera (sacred lotus), 631 nucleotides long. The record is from RefSeq and is a predicted model, not a curated record. Lineage: Eukaryota; Viridiplantae; Streptophyta; Magnoliopsida; Proteales; Nelumbonaceae.